AAUUUCCAACCGACCGUCCACUGACUUGGACAGACGACAGCUGCUGCGUUAAUGGAGCUGAGAUAAGGCCAAACAACAAAGAAAAAAUAAACAAGUGUGAAAAUACACCUAACAUUAACUUGUAGAGUUUUUCUUUUUCUUCUUUUUGGAUAGGAUUAAAGAAUCAUCAUCAUAAAGACAUAUUGGUUUGCCUGAAAUUGCAAGUUUUUGAAAUUGAGGGAGAGUUUGGCAGACACGUGGUAUUUGUCUGAUUCUCCAACCCCCACCCCCAACCCCAUGAUGUCCCCAUUUGCCCUACUCAGCACUUUACUCUGUAUGUAGAGUCAAAGAAAAGAGAAGACAACACAAUAUAGUGGUGUGACUGGUGUCCUCCUAUUACGCAAACACACAUUUUCACCCUUUUGUAAAAGGGGUAGGACAUUUCUUGGCAAGAUUUGAUUUUUAUUUGGUUUUCUUGUUUUUUGGGUACUUGGAGAUUGAUUUGGAUUUGUGGGGUUAGUUGAUAAUUUAGGUGAGAUGGGGAAGAAAAGGGGUUUGCCCAAUUGGGUUCCUAAUGGGUGGAAGGUGGAGGUUAGAACACGCAAGAAAGGAAAGAAAGAAAAGUGGUAUAUUGAUCCCUCAAAAGGACUCAAAUUCUGCUCCAAGGCGGACGUUCUUCACUAUCUUAGCAGUGUUGACAGUAAUUGUUCUAAGAGUUCUAAUACAAAAGAAAUGGAGAAGAAAGGCACCGAAAAGUGUUUUACUGAGAAGACUGCAUCAGAAGGGUUGCCACCAGGAUGGAUUAAGGAAUUGAAGGUCAGGAGAAAGGGGCGCAAGAUCAGGAAAGAUCCGUAUUAUAUUGAUCCUGUCAGUGGACAAACUUUCCGCUCUAUGAAGCAAGUUUCUCGGUUCCUUGAAACUAGAGAGCCGGGAAGGUUUGAAUCCACGCCCGAUAAUCGAUGUCCUGAUACAGUAAAACUGGAAGAACCUUCUUCUUCUUUUCCUGCUGAAGCUGACAAGCAGAUGUCGCUAGACAGUGAUGCAUCUGGCAAGGAAGUUAAUUCGAAUCAGAAGCUGAAGUUGGGUGCUGAACAUAUGACACAUUCCAGUUGCGUAGAAGGCGGUAUGUCAUCCUGUGAAGGUUUAGGAGAUGCUGUAGCAGGGGAGAAUGUUGGGAAAGUUGUUUCAGAUCCUGCAAGUGAAGAACGUCAAGAAAAGGACGAUGAUGGUGAAGUUGUCUCGAAUACUGCUAGUGGAGAACAUCAAGAAAAGGAGGAUGAUGAUAAAGCUAUUUCAGAUCCUGCAAGUAGAGAACAUCAAGGAAAGGAAGAGGAUGGUAAAGUUGUCUCGGCUACUGCAAGUGGAGAACAUCAAGAAAAUGAGGAUGAUGGUAAAGUUGUCUCGGAAACUGUAAGUGGAGAAGAUCAAGAAAAGCCAUCACGAGAUGGAGCGGAAAAGCAUGACCAGAAAACAUUUCAGCGGAAAAGAAAAAAGGGUAUGAACUUGCCUCGCAGAGCAUCCAAACGGCUUGCUGGUAUUAAAGCUGAUACAUCUCUUAAGCUCCAAACAAAUGAUCAAACCCAGCUAACUUCAGUUAGACAGCAGGAGAGGACACAAGCUGCCACCUCUGAUAACCCUUUGAAUUUUAUUAAUACCAGUAAGCAUGUUGCAACUACAGUAACUGGUAUUACCAUCAGCAAGAAGGUAGAAACUGGGAGUCUGACUAUUAAAAGGAAAAAGCGUCUUGUUGCUUCAUCACAAACGGAGCGAGAGAAGAAGCCUUCUCCAGCUGAGCCUGCAAAAACUGUCCUUGCUAGCUGUGAAGGCGAUAAGAAAGGUGAAACAGCUCUCGAGUCAUCUUUAAGUGAUCUUUGGACAGACCCCUGCAUAGAAUUUGCAAUAAAAACUCUAACCGGCACAAUUCCAGUCAUAAACGAAAAGAAAGUGGAUGAGAUCCCGGGUUCUAAUUCGAGCAAGCCCUCUGUUAAUACUCCUUCCUCUGUGGGCUUACCUUCUGAUGAAAUAUGGGCAGAUCCUUGUUUCAUGUUUGCUGUCAAGACUCUUACUGGUGAAAUACCGAUAGGGGACGACUUAUGCUCUCAGAAGAUAGUCCAGCAGCAAUGCACUUCAUCACAAUUCCAAGGAAAUAAUGGUUUAGUAUUACCAAACAUCAGAUUUGAAGAGUUUGGCCAGGCUAAUCUUCCGCGCUAUGCAGCACCAGAAAUGUCUUCAUACAAGCAACAGCCUGCAGUAACCCCUAAUGCAUACCAGAAUCGUUGGUUCGCUAAAUUUGGUUCUCAUCGGCCUUCACCACUUUGUUGAGAAAGAUCAUGGUAGAUUGUAACUUAGCUUAGGAAGUUCAACCUAGCUUGUAGAAGUAUCAUUAUAACUAAAGUGCCUAAGUUAGCACAAGCUCAAAUUUUCAAGCAGUAAAAACUAUGAUGUAAAAACAUUAUUCACAAACUGCCUGUUCUGUGUAAUUGUUGUUGUAAAACUUUUAUGUUAGGCAGCUUUUCAUUCUGCUUCA
Solanum tuberosum (potato) is the source of this 2506-nucleotide messenger RNA. Its product is annotated as methyl-CpG-binding domain-containing protein 13. Gene Ontology annotation, molecular function: DNA binding. The transcript has 6 exons. NCBI's taxonomy places the organism in Eukaryota, Viridiplantae, Streptophyta, Magnoliopsida, Solanales, Solanaceae. The record is from RefSeq and is a predicted model, not a curated record. Bases 517 to 2301 code for a protein of 594 amino acids.